GUCAGGGCCAGGGAUGUAGUAGGACUAGGGGCAGAGCCGGCACUAGGGCUGAGCCAGGGCAGAGCAGGAGAGAUUACUUUAGGCUAUUACUAAAAUUUUUAUUUUAGAUUUUUAAGAUAACUAUAGUAGUAGUAAUGUCUAUACUAUGUUGUUUGUAAUAGUAAUAAUACUUGCAGUAAUCACUAAAUUUUAACUAAUACUAUCUUUGCUUCCAGUAGUGUUCUAUGAGUAUAAUUUUAUCAACAUGUAAAUAUGUGAGGCAUUGAUUCUCAUAAUAAUUCUAUAUGCUAGGUACUUAAAGCAUCCCCAUUUUCCAAAUGUAGGAAACAGGCAAAAAGAAGGUAAAUACUUGGCCAGAUUACUCCUGUAAUCCCAGCACUUUGGGAGGCCAAGGCAGGCAGAUGGCUUGAGCUCAGGAGUUUGGAACCAGCCUGGGCAACAUUGUGAAACCCCAUCUCUACUAAAAAUGCACAAAAAGAACUAAUUUAAGUUUCUUGUAGGAUUCUGGUUAUAAAACACUGGUCAAACACACAGGGCAUGGAUAGGGCAGGGCCAGGGACAAGGUCAGGCCAGGAAGGGGCCAGGGCCAAGGCAGGGCCAGAGCUGGACUUGGAGGUGUCCUGGUCUGAUUUGCCCUGCCCCAACGUUGGCCCAGCCCUGCUCUGGCACGUCCUGUCAUGCCCUGUCCCUGGCCUGAGCAUUGGCCCUGGCCCUGUCCUGCUUCUGGCCCUGCCCCGGAGUUGACCAGGCACUGCCAUGGCCCAGUCCUGCAUUGCCCUGCCCUCCUCUGCCCUGGUGCUACCAUGGCCCUGCUUGGGCCCUAGCUCUGCCUCGACUCUGGACCUGCCCUGACUCUGCUCAGCCCUGGAUCUACCCUGACUCUGCCUUGGUGUUGCCCUCCCAUCUCUAUGGCCUGGCUCUGGCCAUGCCUUGCACAGACCAUGCUCUGCCCUGCGUGCCCCAGCCUGGGCCCAGCCCUCAUCCUACCAUAUUCCUGACCCCAGCCAUACCCUUGUUCUCGCCAUGACCCUGCCGUGGCCCUCUCCUGGCCCUUCCUUGAUCCUGCCCUGCCCUUCCAUGCCCUGGCCUUGCCCUCACCCUGCAUUGGCCCUGCACUGGUCCUGCCCUGCCCUGGCACUGCCUUGGCCCCGGCCCUGCCUUCUUCCUGGCCUUGCCUUUGCCCUGCCCUGGCCUGACCCCAGGCCUACUGAGUCCAUGAGAUGGCCCUGGACCUGCCUUGCCAUCCUCUGUCCUGGCCCUAUAUUGUCCCCACCAUGCUCUGGUCCAGCGCUUGCCCUAGCCCUGUUGCUAGUCCUGCCACUGCUAUGGCCCUGCUCUGUUUUUGGCCGUGCCCUGUGCUACCCUAGCCCUGCCCUGCCUUGGCCUUGGCCCUACCAUGGCCUUCUCUUACCCUGGCCUGGCCCUACCCUGGCCUUUUCUACCCUGGCCUUGCCCUUCCCUGGUCUUGCCCUGCCCUGGCCUUGGCUUUGCCUUAUCCUGGUCCUGGUUCUGCCCUGACCCUGGCCUUGCUCUGGAUCCUCUCUGGUUCUGCUUUCUCCCUGGCCCUGCCCUUGCUCUGGCCCUGUCCCUGGACCAGCCUUGACCCUGACCCUGACAAUCCCCAGGUCUGACACUGGCCAUGCUUGGCCCUGGCCCCUCCUUUUGGCCCUGC
Molecule: messenger RNA, 1672 nt
Organism: Homo sapiens (human)
Lineage: Eukaryota; Metazoa; Chordata; Mammalia; Primates; Hominidae
Product: coiled-coil domain-containing protein 86-like
Exons: 1
Coding region: 1024-1518 (164 amino acids)
Source: RefSeq, a predicted model, not a curated record